Molecule: messenger RNA, 2646 nt
Organism: Leishmania braziliensis MHOM/BR/75/M2904
Lineage: Eukaryota; Euglenozoa; Kinetoplastea; Trypanosomatida; Trypanosomatidae
Product: putative mitotic centromere-associated kinesin (MCAK)
Exons: 1
Coding region: 1-2646 (881 amino acids)
Biological process (GO): microtubule-based movement
Molecular function (GO): microtubule binding; ATP binding; microtubule motor activity
Source: RefSeq, a predicted model, not a curated record
AUGGAUGCGGAUAGAGAGGGCAACUCGUGGGCCUCCAAAGCUGAGGCAGAGGCUCAACAGCUGCGCCGUUUUGUCCAUGGCGUGGACCAUCACAUUCAUUUCACGCCGCCCCCUCUCCCACGUCUCGCGGCACUGAACGAUAAAACAGUGCCGCCCAGCUCUGUUCAAAUGCCUUUUGCACUCAUUACUUACGGCGAUGCGGCUAGGCGCGGUUCGCGCGACGACUCAGUCGCAGGGCAACGGUCGUAUCUCAAGGGCGCUGCAGUUCCGUCCGUGUCGACGCUGAACCGCGAACUGGACUCCCUCUCUCUCCAGUUUGCAGAAAUGUGCGGUGAUGGUAAUAGUGGCGUAGUAGUGGGCUCAUCGAUGUCAACAAGUACCCUCAAGCUUAGCAAUGAGCCGCGCCAAGCGUCAACCCCUGGAGUCUCACGCGUCACUCCGCAUGAUUAUCGCUGCCACUCCAACGCGCCGUUCACGCCUCCGCCUUUGGAGGUGCACGCCCCUCUUCAGGUAAAUAAGUCCCCCUGCGUAGCCGCAGAAAUCUCCGGCGAGAAGGACUGUGCCUCCCCGGUACCGAGAACGACAGUUAGUGCCGACGACGGUGCUAACACUGCCAGCUCCUUGCCUCUCAAGCGAGAGGACCGAACCGCCUCUGAACCGUCGACACGAUUCUCGAAUGCGGCGGGCGCUGCGAGGACAUCACCAGUGGGGAAUGGUCGCUGCAAGGGUAGAGACGGCCGCAUCACGGUUGUUGUGCGCAAGCGUCCUUUGGCACCCGGUGAAUGUGGUGUGGACUGCGUGCAAGUCGACAACGCGCACGUGCGCAUCGCUGUUACGAAGCAACGUGUGGACUUGACCAGCUACGAGGAGAACAGCGACUACGUCUUUGACGCCGCCUUCGGUGCGGAGGCGACGAACGAGGACGUCUACCUCAAUUCUGUGAAGGAGCUUCUCACCGUCAGCCUCUCUGGUGGCAGUGCCUCCUGCUUCGCCUACGGACAGACGGGCAGCGGCAAGACGUACACCAUGAUAGGGACGGAGACAGAGAAGGGUUUGUAUCUUCAGGCUGCGGCAGACCUCUUUGAGCGACUCAAACCAGGGCAACAGCUCUGCGUUUCCUUCUUCGAGAUCUACUGUAACGCGCUGUACGACCUGCUCAACCACCGACACCCCAUCAUCCUGCGCGAGGGUGCCAACCGGCGCGUGAAUAUCUGCGGUGUCAUGUGGCGCACCGUCGAAGGGGUCGAGGAGCUGUGGCAGCUUGUGCAGGCGGGAAUAGAGCAACGUCGCACCGGCACCACCACCGCAAACGAGCACUCCAGUCGCUCCCACGCGGUGCUCUCCCUUCACAUCAAAGACCGCGGAUGCGUCGACUUUACCGGCACCGUCAACUUUGUCGAUCUGGCCGGAAGCGAGCGGGCCGCCGAUACAGCCGCGCAUGACCGGCUGACGCGACUCGAGGGAGCGGAGAUUAACAAGUCCCUGCUGGCGCUCAAGGAGUGCAUUCGCGCGUUGGACGAGAAGAAGAAGCACGUCCCUUUUCGCGGCUCCCGUCUCACAGAGGUACUGCGUGACAGCUUUACCGGAAACAGCAAGACGGUCAUGAUCGCAGCGGUCUCUUCAAGCUCCUUGAAUCACGAGCACACCAACAACACGCUGCGGUACGCCUUCCGCGUCAAAGGGCUGAGCAUCGCCUCUGUGGAGCCGAGCAAAGCACGUAACGCCCCACGGCACCAUCAGCCGGUCUCUCGCAGUCGCUUAAGUGUACCUGCCGCCGCCGCGGCGAACGAGCCCACUUCGAUCUCAGCUGUGGCGGACUACGACAGCGAUAGCAAGCACACCGAUGGCCCAAGGUUCCCACGAAAGCCGCGCCGCACGCGAAAGCGACGGCACGACCGCAAGAAGACGCACCGGUCGAAGAGUAGAAUCGGCAUCGUCGACGCCAAUGCGAGCAUUGCCAUGAGCGACACGACGACGGAGUCACUGGAGACAGCCCUGCGAGGGGCGCAGAGGGCACAAGCGCGCCAGGUGCGGCGUAACUCGACGGGGUCUUCUAUCCCUCUGGCGCAUAAGAAAAUCUCUGCCUUGUUGCCCGACGCGACCGAGUUGCAGCCAUGGAGCCGUGAGAGGCGACGAACACCGAGGUCCAGUUCACCACUGCCGCAUGCUGGGCGCUCUAUCUACGGGUCCUCCGACUUCUUCCUGACAAGAGCGAGUGACAAAGAUGAGAAAUCGAGAGCGCUCGCGGAAGUUACUCUGCCGAAAGUGAAAGGCGCUACUCUUCGCCCCUCUCCGCUCACUCCCGUCGACGUAACGGCUCUGGAGCAGCGCCUCACACUUCAGAUCAUUGCACAGCUGAGGUUGGACCUUGGCCGGCAGCUGGAGCAGGUGCUCACAGAGAAGGACACUAUGAUUGCGGCGCUGCAGAGCGAGAACGUACGGCUGCGGCAGGCACUGACCAGUACACAUAAAGAUGAGCCGUGGUGCACCAGCUCAUCGUGCGAUGUGGAUGUCCGGCAGCGGCCUGGGCUUCUGCCGCCCCUCCCAUAUCCUUCCUCGCCGAGUAUCCUACAAGAGCAGCUGUCAUCCGGUGUCUCGACGGCCUCGGUCGUGGAGGAAACCCUCUUUCCAGUUUUACCCGAGUAA